ACAGCAACGAAUUAUGUUUCCUGCCCAGUAAGCCGGGUGCUAAUGUUGCCUUAGCUGUCAGUUUUCUCAAUACACGGGGAGAAACCAGGAAUGUUGGCAACAACAGCGUAGUUGCGGAGCUGUCCACCAGUAAGCCCAAAACGUCAGGAAAAAAAAUAUCUUUUUUUCGGUUAUACGAUCGAGUGUGAUGUCGGGUCUUUAAAGUUUUGUGGAUAAAAGAAUAUUUAUGAAAUAUUACAUUUAUUAAUAAGCAUAUAUUGCAAUUCCUUGUUCUUUGAACUAAAGCAUCCAUAAAAGUAUUUCCAGAAUGAUGCCAGGAAGACCUUUACCAGAAAACCCUUUGGGGUUAUCAUGGCAUGAUAGUGCUUGGAUUCCCAUGCUCAAUCCAUCAAAUAUUAUGGAUUACUUUUCUGAACGUAGUAAUCCAUUCUUUGAUCGGACAUGCAACAAUGAAUUAGUUAAAAUGCAACGUUUAAGUCCAGAGCAGCUGAAUUCCAUGAUUGGUCUUGAAUACAUUUUACUGCAUGUACAAGAACCUAUUCUCUACGUAAUUAGAAACAACAUAGACAUUCCCCAACACAAGUUACUCUUUAGCGAUUAUUACAUAAUUGCAGGAAUUGUCUAUCAAGCACCAGAUUUGAUGUCUGUUAUAAAUUCCAGACUGAUGUCGACUAUUCACCAUCUACAAUCAGCAUUUGAAGAAGCAAGCUCUUAUUCACGUUAUCAUCCGUCAAAAGGAUACUCAUGGGAUCUGAAGGAAAGGAAAGCUCCUGAGCGUACAACUAAAAAAGAAACUCAAAAAGAAGAGCCUAGUUCUUUAUUCCAACGUCAAAGGGUAGAUAUGUUGUUGGGAGAACUGACACGCAAAUUUCCUGUACCUGUUCCACAGCAAAAACCUCCACCUGAGGAAAUUAAAAUGGAGCCCAGAGAUAUAAAAGUUGAAAAACCAGACACACCUCGAAGCAUGAAGCCUCCGCCAGAGAAAAAGCCGCGAAUAAAUUAACAAUAAAUUUUUCGUAAUUGUAACAUAUUGUUAUAUUUCAAUGAUUGACUGAAAGUAGUAUGUGUGAAGUGCAAUUAUUGUCAUAUUCUGACAAUUAUUUUCCUUAAUUUGUGUAGAUCAACAAUUUUGAAUUAUUCAAAUUGAAGCAGACAGUUGUGCAUUAAAUCUUGUGCUUCCUUGAUAUACAACUACAAUUCUAGCAGAUCUGCAUGCAAGCGAAGUGUUCUUUAAUGGUUGAUCAUUUCUAUUGAAUUUGAAAUUUGUUUUGUAUGAAAAACUUGUUGCUGUGAAUAAAUUCCUGACAUGGUGCUUUUUCUUUUUUAAAAUUGUGUUGUAUUUGAAAACUGUAAUAUUUCAAAAUUUCCAUCUGAAUUUUCUAAUGGAUGAUGAGGGGGAAAGGUAGCUAUUUAAAUACCUUCUUAAACUAAUGUUAUCUGAGCUGGAGAGAAAUUUGUUAUUCAAUAAGUGUUUUCAAGUGUUUGCAAAUAAGUUAAUUAAUGUAAGGUCUUGUGUCCUUUAAUUUUCAUUCCAAACUUCUGUUUUAUUUUGUGAUUUAUAAAAGAAAUUUGGAGAAAAUAUAAUAUCCCAGAUAAUUGGCAAAUACUUAGGCACUUACAGAACUUUAUAUUUGUUUUCUCCCAAAUAACUUUUUGUGUUGCAACAAGGGAAAGUUGGUUAAGAAAAGUAUCGCAAAAUACCCAUUAUUAAUACUUAAAAUAGAUUAUUGUAUGUGGGUCGACAGAAUGAGUACACAUUUUAGGUUUACUUAAAAAAGAAAUGUUAGAAAGAAAGUAUUAUAUUUUUUCAAUAUACUUUAUGUGACUGAGUUUCUUUUUCUCAAUAAAAGACUAAAUAAUUGAAGUUAAUAAACAGC
Messenger RNA from Gryllus bimaculatus (two-spotted cricket), 1877 nucleotides. NCBI's taxonomy places the organism in Eukaryota, Metazoa, Arthropoda, Insecta, Orthoptera, Gryllidae. The record is from the annotation of a GenBank genome assembly.